Messenger RNA from Rattus norvegicus (Norway rat), 6485 nucleotides. It is a transcript of the gene Med21, whose product is annotated as mediator complex subunit 21. Gene Ontology annotation, molecular function: transcription coactivator activity. The record is from RefSeq and is a predicted model, not a curated record. Gene Ontology annotation, cellular component: core mediator complex; mediator complex; nucleoplasm. Lineage: Eukaryota; Metazoa; Chordata; Mammalia; Rodentia; Muridae.
CCUUAACCACGCCCCUCAAGGAGGGAGCCCUAUGAUUGGCCCACAGCCGUCAUAAAUUGGCCAAUCGCGCGCUCUCGGGGAGCUUUUGCGCACCGCUGCGUGCGCGGAGAACAUGGCGGAUAGACUCACGCAACUGCAGGACGCUGUGAACUCGCUUGCAGAUCAGUUUUGCAAUGCCAUUGGUGUAUUACAGCAGUGUGGUCCCCCUGCCUCUUUUAGUAACAUUCAGACAGCAAUUAAUAAAGAUCAACCAGCCAAUCCUACAGAAGAGUAUGCCCAGCUUUUUGCAGCACUGAUUGCACGAACAGCAAAAGAUAUUGAUGUUUUGAUUGAUUCCUUACCCAGUGAAGAGUCUACAGCUGCUUUACAGGGUCUCUCUACAUAGCCUUGGCGGUCCUGAAACUCCUCUUGCAAGAGCAGCCGUCUCUCUGGUCUCAACAAUGAUGUUUGUUUUUAAAAGACUUUGAAGUGAGUGUACUCUAGAUCCUUCCAGAGAAUAUAGAAUUGUCUGUCUGUCCAUAUAUGUAUGAAGGAGAUCACAGAAUGGAAAUCUUAGGACUUGAGAGUGUGAUAUGAUCCUCUGUUGAAAAAUCAUGUGGAAGCUGGCCCUUAUACUAAAUCUAACUCCAGGAUUGGGGAGACAGAGGCCUGCCUGGACUACAUAAUGAGCUUCAGGACAGCCAAAGAUAUCUAGGGAGAUUAGCCAUCUCAAAAGGAAUUAUCAAAAAUACCCCACCCCUCAACGAAAGGGGAGGGGGUCUAAAUAUUCUGUGGGAUAAUCGGAGCUCUCUAAACUGUAUCCCAAUGUCAUGCAAAUCUGACAGAUUGUCACUUUGUUCUCCCUUAGUUGACUGUUGAUAUUUAGUCAAAACAGGGUCCAUCACCUUACAAGGCUUCUGUCUUGGUGCUCUUUCCUCUGUACCUGGUCAUCCUGGGGUCAGCUUUCUUCUUAUUUGUAUAAAAGAAACCACAGGGGGUUGGGGAUUUAGCUCAGUGGUAGAGCACUUGCCUAGAAAGCGCAAGGCCCUGGGUUUGGUCCCCAGCUCCGUGGGGGUGGGGGUAGGGGUAGGGGUGGGGGAAACCUCAGAGACCAUUCCUUACUAGAGGAGGCAACUCAUCCCUGUUGCCCAGUCUCCUCCAGCCCUUGCUUCUGCUGUUUGUAAUCCCGUGGCUGGGCUUCCUACACUGCUACUGCUGUGCUCCUAGUAACUAGAACAGAGCCUGACAUAGCAGCAAUCAAGCCAUAAAAGUCAGUCAAAGGUUAACCAGGGUCUACUAACUGGUAUGUUUUAUUAUAGAGCAUAGCUAGCCACCAAGGCACAAAUAAUUAUUCCUAAUGCUUAAAGCUUCCUGAGAUCAUAGAGAAAAGGGCACUGUGAUUCUUUCAGGGCCCUAAGUAUUGCACAAAAAGUAGAGCACCAUUCUCUCUUUUGAAUAUAAAUAAAGACAUAAAGGAAACAUUAGCAGAUUGAAUCAUGAGUUCUAUUAAAUUGGGGUGUGUAGUGAAAUGGCUCAUGGUUAAUAGUCCUUGAGAACAAUGUAUAGAUUUGGCUGGCCUCAAACUCAGAGAUCUGUCUCUACCUCCCACCUGCUCACAUUAAAGACAUGUGCCACCAUGCCCAAUUGUAAUAAUCUGGGGGGGUGCUCUCUGCUUCCUGACUGCAUGCAGUGUGACUGACUGGCUGCCUGAAGCCUGAAGAAGCCCUCGCCACCACGAGGUGCUAAGAUUGUGCCCCUGAACAGUGAGCCAAAACAAAGUCUUCCUUAAAAUUUGUUUUGAUUUUUUUGAGACAGCAUCUUGUUGUGUAGCCCAGGCUGGCAUGUAAUUCCUUGUGUAGCAAUUCAACACCUAUCAGUCCUACCUUAGCUUCCCAAGUACUGGAAUUAAAGUUCUGUUUUUUGUUUGUUUGAGGCAGGCUUUUUGCUAUGUUGUGUUGUAUACAGGCUGUCCUUGAACUCACUAUGUGUAGCCCAGGCUAGCCUCAAAUUUUUGAUCUUCCUGUCCCUGCCAAUAGAGUACUGGAAUUACAGACCCGCACUACUACACCUAAUUAUCAGCACACCAAUAAAUAGCAAAGAAACUUGGUAUAGUAGCAUAUGCCUUUAACUCCACCACUCAGUAGGAGCUCUGAUCAAGGCCAACCACAGUGAGACCUUGUCUCAAAAUAAGAACAGCACAAAGCGACCUUUAUGAUAAAGAUCUAAAAAGGAAAAAGGAGUGGUCAACUCUGUACCCCUGAAAAACUCCCUAACUCCUCCUGAUGAAAACUGUGCUAAUAACAGUUUGGGCAGGAAAAGCAGCAUGUAAGAGUGGAUCCCAUAGAAAGUGUUGACAUGGUGCCACGUAGAUCCGAGAGACCCAGGGUGCAUCCUUUGUCUCUGCUCUCAGAACUGUAGCCACGGAUGGACUAGGCUCUCAAUGCACAAGAAGAGUGGCAGACAGUGGGAGUCCUUGUCCUGUUCCCCUUGGCACUUCUCUUUCAUUCAUUCCCAAAGAGGGCUCACCAGGCUCUGUUCGUGGACCACAAACUCUUAAGUCUCCGCUGGGGCUGUGUGGAGACCUGGGGAGAGGAGGGAAGCAAGCCUUUGUCCGUUGGUUGGGUCAGCUCAAACUGAUGAAUUCAAAUGGACCUGGGCCAAGUAGCAGCUAGGGAGACAAAUACAACCUUGUGCUUGGAGGCUAGACUUAGCCUAUUCCUCUUCCCACCGUGGAGUUUCCCUUGGUGAAACUCCAGCUCCUUGGAGACCAUUGUUUGCAUAGUCUGAUACCUGAAGGGAGGGACACAGUGUCUCCCCGUGCAAUAUCUUCCUUCCUGCCAGAUGGUAACAGUGCCAGGGGAGGAAUGGUCUCCAGGGAAGAGAUUUCAUGGCUCUGACCACGUGUCAGAAGCUUGCAGGAGAAAAUGGAGGAGGUGGAGCCUAGACUAUGGGGGGGUCAGUGACGCACAGGACCACAGGAAGACAGAGCUGUUGCGGGCCACUGGUCCUCAUUAUUUGUUCCUCAUCCCUAUGUGAACAUUGAACAGUCUUUCUCCACAUCUCACGGUUAUUUGUGUCCUUAAUUGUCCUGCUGGGGAUGAGUGGCCAAGCCCUGCGGUGCUCUGACUCCGAGAACUCUGGUAGCCCUGUAAAGCAUAAGCGCCAUGCAUCAAUAAUAUUAAAUUAAAGAUCAAAGUGUAGCACUGGUGAUAGAACACUGAGAGCAUUGGAAAAUGCUGACGAGGACAUUCGCGUAACACUUCGUUAGGUGUUAAAGAAAUUAAACCAGAGUUAAAACUUACCCACAAACAAUGCGCCAAGCUAGAGUUUUGGUAAGUUUUAUCGUGCAUUCAAAAUUGGUCUUUGGGGCUCAGCAAUUAAGAGCAUACAAUUAAGAGCUCUUGUAGAGGACCUGAGUCCAGUUUUGGCAGCUCAAAAAUCACAGAUCCAGGAGAUCAACACCCUUCUCUGGACUCUCUGGAAACCCGUAUUCACACAUGUUCACAAGUGGAUACACACACACACAUUCACAAGUGGACACACACACAGUUAAUAUAAAAUAAAUCUAGCUGUGUAUGAUCACACACACUUUUAAUUCCAUCACUCAGGAUGCAAAGGCAGGCAGAUCUCUGUGUCUGGGCCAGCCUGGUCUACAUUAUCAGUUUCAGGCCAGCCAGGGAUACAUAUUGAGACUCUGUCUUAAAAAUAAAGAUAUUUUUAAAAUUUUUGUCUUUGAACUCUCAUUUUGCACAAAAUAUAAGAAAAGCCAAUUGCCGAGAUUUGAUAGUGAUAGUCCAAAAUAAAAUUUACAGGCCGUUUCACUGAUAAAUUUGAAAAAAUGCCAGCAAAUCAAACUCUUUGGCAAUUAGGGAAUUGAAUACCUGACUGAAUCAAUGUUUAAUCUUAGGAAUGAGUGCAUGGCAGCUUUACCUUUAGAAAAUAAGUAACCUUAUAUUUGCCAAUUUAGGUGUUCGUUUCUUUUUUCCUUGCCUCAAGUUUAUUUGUAAAAACAGCACAGGACGCUGGUCAUCUGCAAAUAGUGUGUAGGUGGUUGUGUCACAGCAGUCCGUCUGUCUUCACACUGGCAGGAGUCUUUUCUAUGGGGUCUUCACAGGGGCCUGUGCACCCUUAGGAGCCUGGGCCUUAGCUGGAGCCCUGGCCUCUGCCUUGGUUUGAGACUUGGGCUUUGGUUGGCAGAGCCUACGACCCUUGGCCGUGUAGCUUAGAAUCCUCUUCCCAUGCAUGGGGUGAGCAUCGAUGAAAGCUGAGUUUGUGUCUGGGGCCCUUUGGCUUGAUGGCCUGAGGCUUCACCAGGGCCUUGAUGGCCUCUGCUCUGCACUCACUGCCUUGGCAUUGCUGGCCUGCAUCUUCUGCAGGCCUUUCUUGCUGUCUUCUUGGCAAAGUGCAUGUUCCUCAGGAACUUGGGGUCAACCCCCUUAAGAGAGUCAUAUCUUUGUGACCAGGGUUUCUUUUUUUUUUUUUUUUUUUUUUUUUGGUUCUUUUUUUUCGGAGCUGGGGACCGAACCCAGGGCCUUGAGCUUCCUAGGUAAGCGCUCUACCACUGAGCUAAAUCCCCAGCCCCGUGACCAGGGUUUCUUGAUGCCAUUUCUUUUUUUUUUUUUUUUUUCUUUUCUUUUUUUUUUUUUUUUUUUUUGGAGCUGGGGACUGAACCCAGGGCCUUGUGUUUGCUAGGCAAGCGCUCUACCGCUGAGCUAAAUCCCCAACCCCUCUUGAUGCCAUUUCUGUGCCGUUUGUGGGACUGGUUGUGUGUGGUGCGGUUCUUGGAGUUGGCCAUGUCUGCAUGGUAACCCGCGGCUCCUGCAGCGCCUGGGACCAGAAGAGAAAGAGAAGAUAUUCAUUUUUUAAAACUAAUAUUCAGUGAUCACUUCAAAAUACAACAAUGUAUUUUGUAACUCAUGAAAUCGUUGAUCCAGUUAAAUAUGAUAAUGCAACUUAAAACACUAAUAGAUUAGAAUGAGAGUCACAAUAAUCCAUCCUGAUGUGGACAAGUAUUUUUUUAUAUUUUUGGUUGUGAGCCUAGCCUUUAACAGCUGAGCCAUCUCUCCAGCCCGACAAGUAUUUUUUAAAAAUCUAUCAAAAAACUUUUAGUAAAGAAGAAACAGUAUUUUAAUACAUAGAGUGUAGGGCUAGUGAGAUGGCUUAAUGGCUGCUCUUCAGAGUUUAAGUCCCAGCACCCCCAUGGUGGCCCACAGCCAUCUAUAAUUGUAGUCCCAUGGGAUACAGUGCCCCCUUCUGGUGUGUAGAUGUACAUGCAGACAAAACACCAAUAUACAUAGAUUAUAUAAAUAAGUAGAUACUUAAUAAAAACAAAGUAUAAAGUAUAUGUGUAAACCAUAACACAUUUCAUACUGCAAGGUCAGAUCCAUUCUUCAGAAGCCCAAGAUCUAGAUACGGUAAUAACCACAUCUGUUUCUCUUUGUGCCAGUGACUGUCACCAAGACUUUAAAGCACAAAACAAGCUACAAUUGCAAUAUUUUUGAAAGUGAAGAAAAACUUAUUUAAAGCCAACAGAAGGAGCCUGAUGUAGGGUGAGUGCACCGGGGAGGCUGAGGCAGGAGGAUUUCAAAUGUGAGGUAAACUUGAGUUACAUAGAGAAUUACAUAGAGAAUUUUGUGCAACCAGGGUUGUAUAGGAAAAUUUCAAUCUCAGAAAACAAAAAAGUCUUCAGUACCAUUAACCACAAGGAUUCAAAGAAAAGCUGGAGAGUGGUGGCACAUGCUGUUAAUCCCAGAACUCAGGAGGCAGAGGCAGGCUCUUCUCUGAGAGUUUGAGGCCAGCCUGGUCUACAGAGCAAGUUCCAGAACAGCCAGGGUCACACAGAGAAAAAGCAAAACAACAAAAAACCUUCCAUAUCAAGAAGACCACAAGAGGGCAGUUUGACCUUGAGUUUGAGCCCUACCUGGGGCCCUGACAGGAGGCUGUUUCCUCACUGAGGAUGCCUGGUUAAGCUAGCUUGGUAGCAGUAGCAGCAAACUGAUUUCCCUGAAGUCUAACAGAAUUGAUCUUAUGAUUCUAUUAGAACCAGUACCAUCCUGGAAGCGGAAGCUCACGCACAACCAUCAAAUAUUCAUUUUUUCCUUUUAACAUGAAAACCAAAGUGUGCAUACACAUAUUGGUGACAAGGAAUUUUAAGCCUGCCACGGAAAGGUUAAGCGCUAGGACUGAAUGCAGUGUCACAUAGGGCACUCGACACGUGAAGUUACCUGAGUGCACAUACAACGAGUACCCAAAUCUCGCAGUGUAUCGCUUCAGUGCAAGGGACGUCUAACAUAGGAUCUGCACCUCUCUGCCAGACAACGCUCUCUCUGGCGGAACGCCGCUCUCCAGAACGCCGCUCUCUCUGGUGGAACGCCGCUGGUGGUGUGCCUUCUCUGAAGCUUUUUGGCAGCGGAUGUUUAGAAACCUCUUCAUUGCUUUGCUGUGUUUUUGUCAAAAACAAUGCAUGCCAUCAAAAAAAAAAUAAAUAAAAAAUCUGUGUGACUCUA